AUCGGCCGUCAUGGGUGGUGUAAGUCAAAAAUCACACAGGAAGGGCAGCUAACAACGUAGAACAGGCACGACAAUCUCGGUAUCUCUACGGCGUCAUUGAGGCGGAUGACAUGAGUCUUUCGGUUGAAGUUCCAAAUCAAUGGUCCUACACCGGCAGAGAGCCUGUGAUAAAAUCCUCCCUCGCUGAUACUCCCUGCGCUGCCCUAGGCAUCGAUGGACUACUGGAUAAAUUCAACGCCACCCUCCAAACAUCUUAUACGCGGGAAACGCCAUACUUAUCCUCGGUCCUCGAAUACUGCAUCUCGGAAAAUUACGAUUUUGGCACCGCAUACGGGUGUCUUCGCCGGAUGUGGUACAACAAUGACUGGCGCACUGUCGAAGACGAACUACGCUCACGUGAAAAGAACGACCUUGAGCAGCGACGAAAAGCGCUCGUUGGUAACCGAAUUGUGGACCCGCACAUUAGCCCUCGACGUGUUUGGGAUCUGUAUAGCAAUCGAGUGGUACCAUCAAGCUGGAUCACUGAUCGAUGGCCAUGGGGGAUCUCACAUGCUUGGGUGGAUGAGAAGGAUCGCGUCGACGUGCGAACGCCCAUCAAUGGACACAAAUGGCCUGUGCCCAUCCCGAAAGACACUGACCUCAACCUCAUUCGGAUCGAGAUGCUAAAUCUGGGAGCAGAAUAUGUAUGGUUGGAUGUGCUCUGCUUGAGGCAAAAAGGAGGGCCGCAGGAGGAUCUACGUACGGAAGAGUGGAAGCUGGACGUGCCCACAAUUGGUCGUGUUUACGAGGCUGCCGAGAAAGUGGUGUACUACUUCAGUGGGUUAGGGCGGCCUUUGAUUUUGAAGGAGGGCGACUUGGAUAGCGACCGAUGCUGGUUUAGACGGGCAUGGGCAUUGCAAGAGAUCGGCGAGAUGAAGAUAGUCGCCGGGGAUACGGGUGAUGGACCACUACACGCAGAGCCCAUAGACAAGAAUGGGAACUACGAGAGGGAGGUUUUGACGAGGUUUCACAAACAGCUGCGGUCCUUGGAGAAUAUCUCCCGGGAUCUAAGCGGUAUAUUUGACAUGCUGGCGAACAUGCAGUGUCGAAUAUCAGAUAAUCCUGUGGACAAGGUUGCGGCGUUGGCAUUUUCUCUGCAGUCAACGAAGAUGGCAGCGUACUAUGAGUCGCAAUCUAUCGAAGAAGCUUGGACGGCGCAAGUGAAUGUGAUGGAUGGCCUAUUUCGGGGGCAAUUGUUCUUCCUAUAUCCUGAACCUGGAGAAGGAUCCACGAAAUGGAGACCGUCGUGGAAGCAGGUUAUGAUGAAGAAGCCCCUCCCAGCGGAAGACUACUGUCGGGCGUACGUUGGCCAGGAUGAGGAGGCGGGUAAUGACUGGUGUAAAGCGGGCUGUAUUGAAAAGGCGCUUGUGCGAGGAUUAGAGGUGGGAGGGGAGGAAGGGGUUGAUCGAUGGGGCGAGUUGAUUGUUGAAGAUGCAGACGGAGCAUGCCACACCGUCGACCUCGUUGCUACCCAUCAAUACUCUAUACCCGAAGACACGUACACGCUGCUCUGCAGUGAACCAAAUCCAUUCGGCUACUUCCCUCAAUAUUGGGUUGUCGGACGAAUGCUGCCAGGGAGGAGGUUCGAGAAGGUGUCGGUCGCAAUGACAGACAGAGAUGAAAUACGGAAGCUGGUAAAUCUCGGAGUCGCUAAGAGUUCGCAUAAUGUUAUUUAUUUGAUGUAAAUGCCACUUUCAUAGUUCGUCUCAACGAAGAUAAGUAUGAACAAAAAGCU
Molecule: messenger RNA, 1774 nt
Organism: Desarmillaria tabescens
Lineage: Eukaryota; Fungi; Basidiomycota; Agaricomycetes; Agaricales; Physalacriaceae
Exons: 1
Coding region: 111-1724 (537 amino acids)
Source: RefSeq, a predicted model, not a curated record